AUGUCGACUGAAGUAAGGGAUGAAGUUGAUAUUGAUGUAAUUGAACUUCUUACAAAUGUUGAUUUCCCUCAAAUAUUUGAUAGUGAUGAUGAUGCUUAUAAUUUUUACUCUUCGUUUGCACAAAGAAGUGGUUUCUCAAUUAGACGUCAUCACGUUUAUAGAAACACUACUGAUGAGGGAAAUCCAGAAACAGUUUACAAAAGAGAGUUCGUUUGCCAUCGAUCCGGGGUUUCUAAACCAGUCAAAGUUAAUGAACUGGAAAGUCAAAGGAAACGGAAAGCUUCAAGGUGUAGUUGUAGUGCGAGAUUGGUGGUUGCUAAAGAGACAAUUGGGUCGGAAGAAAAAUGGGUGGUAAUAUAUUUCAACAAUGUCCACAACCAUGAUUUGUUAGAUGAGAAAGAGGUUCAAUUUCUCCCUGCUUAUCGUAACAUCCCGGUUGUUGACCAAAACCGUAUACUAAUGAUGCAUAAAGCUGGUUGUUCCAUUAAUGUCACAAUGAGAUUGCUUGAAUUAGAGAAAGGAAUAGAUGUAGGUAGUCUACCAUUUAUGGAUAAAGAUAUUAGGAAUUUCCUUCAAAACCAAAAUGGUAUUGACAAACAAAAUGAUGCUUUAGAUGUCUUGAAAUUGUGUAAAGGGUUGAAAGAGUUAGAUGAUGCCUUCCAAUAUGAUUACACAAUAGAUGAGAAUAAGAAGUUGGAACACAUUAUUUGGGCAUUUGGUGAUUCAAUCCGUGCAUAUGAAUCUUUCGGGGAUGUGGUUGUCUUUGAUACUACUUAUCGAAUAAAUCGUUAUGAUAUGCCACUUGGAAUAUGGCUUGGAGUUGACAAUCAUGGGAAUUCAGUUUUUUUUGGUUGUAAUUUCCUAGCUUUUGUCAAAGGAAAGAAUCCACAAACAAUUCUUACAGAUCAAGAUCCCUCGCUUAAAGAAGCUAUUGCAAAUGAAUUUCCGAACACAAAACAUGCAUUUUGCAUAUGGCACAUCUUGGCAAAGUUGCCAAGUUGGUUUUCGUUUGUAUUAGGUGCAAGAUAUAAUGACUUUAAAUCUGAGUUUUUCAAGGUGUACCAUUUAGAUUGUGAAGAUGAUUUUGAACAAUAUUGGAAAUCCAUGGUUGCACAAUUUGGUCUAAGUAACGAUAUACAUAUUAAAUUGUUGUAUUCUCUUCGCCAACGAUGGGCUCUACCUUAUUUGAAGGACUUUUUUUUUGCUGGGAUGACAACAACUGGACGUUCGGAAUCGAUAAAUUCAUAUAUAAAACACUUCUUGGAUGUUGGUGUUGCUGUCCAAAUUAGGAAUCAAGUUGGAGAGGAAGCAAGAAUGCGUCAAAAGUAUCAUAAUCAUCUACUUAAAACAAGUUUUCCAAUGGAGGAACAUGUUGCAUCUAUACUCACACCUUAUGCUUUUGGGUUGAUUCAAAUUGAGAUUGAGUUAUCUACAAAAUACGCUGCAACUGAAACAAACAGUGGCUCUUUUAUUGUGAAGCAUCACACCAAAGAUGAUGGAGGUCGUCUUGUAACUUGGAUAGAAAGUCAAGAAUCAAUUCGUUGCUCUUGUAAGGAAUUUGAGUUUUCUGGAAUAUUGUGCAGGCAUGCUAUUCGAGUGCUUCUAAUGAAAAAUUAUUUUCACAUACCUUCAAAGUAUCUUCCUUUUCGAUGGAGACGUGAAAGUUCAUUGAUCCCAAGAUCUAGGCACAUAGUAAACAACAAUGAUGUCUCCUCUUCUGAGUUUCAUUCUCUGAUUCAAUGUCUUGAAUAUGAAUCUUUAAAAACAAAAGAACGGAAACAAAUUGCUACUAAAGGGUUGGAGGAUCUUAUCCGAGAGAUAAAAGGAAUGUCCGAAAGUCAUGAAGAUCAAAUUGGUUUGGAAGUUGUUCCAAAUAAUGAUGAAUGUGAUGUUGGAAUUCCAGUUAGAACUAGAAGCAAAGGUCGACCAAAAGGUUCAAAGGCAAAAGUAGUAGUUGAAGUUGUUUCAAAUAAUGAUGAAUGUGAUGUUGGAAAUCCAGUUAGAACCAAAAGCAAAGGUCGACCAAAACGAUCAAGGCCAAAAGGAGGAGUUGAAGCUGCAACCAAGAUUCGCCAUUGUCUUUUUCCGAAUUGUGGUGCAACCGGCCAUGACACACGGAAUUGUCCAAACAAAAGGAAACAUAAUGACAUGUUGCCUAAUGAAUCACCUAAUGUGUUCAAAAAGGGCUGGAGAAAUUCAUCUAAUUAAUAGUCAAAAAAGGCUUCGAGGAUGUAAUGGAUAAAAGUGAUGAUAGUAAUUCAACAGAGAUGUGUUUCAUGUUUUCUGGUGUGGUUUUAGUAGUGGGAGUAGUAGCUAUAAUACAAUGAUAUAGUGUUGACUAUAUCAUUGGAUAAAAGUACUAAGUUGCUUUUCAUUAACUAGU
Messenger RNA from Trifolium pratense (red clover), 2383 nucleotides. Its product is annotated as protein FAR1-RELATED SEQUENCE 11-like. The transcript is spliced from 4 exons. The record is from RefSeq and is a predicted model, not a curated record. Gene Ontology annotation, molecular function: zinc ion binding. The coding region runs from base 1 to 2208 and encodes 735 amino acids. Gene Ontology annotation, biological process: regulation of DNA-templated transcription. Lineage: Eukaryota; Viridiplantae; Streptophyta; Magnoliopsida; Fabales; Fabaceae.